Pundamilia nyererei is the source of this 3406-nucleotide messenger RNA. RefSeq names its product FLVCR choline and heme transporter 1 (gene flvcr1). Gene Ontology annotation, biological process: transmembrane transport; mitochondrial transport; erythrocyte differentiation. Gene Ontology annotation, cellular component: membrane; mitochondrion. The record is from RefSeq and is a predicted model, not a curated record. Gene Ontology annotation, molecular function: heme binding; heme transmembrane transporter activity. NCBI's taxonomy places the organism in Eukaryota, Metazoa, Chordata, Actinopteri, Cichliformes, Cichlidae. The coding region runs from base 491 to 2143 and encodes 550 amino acids. The transcript is spliced from 10 exons.
ACGAAACUGACUCGUUUUGACUUCCUAGCACAGACUUUUCUUUACGUGUGCAUCAGAGCUUCCACGGUUACCAUUCACACAUACGCCCAGACAGGCAGCACUACUAGAUACUACAAGCUCAUGCUGCUCUGCUAUUGGCUCAUCGCUAUCGAAAGGCUUUGUGUCAGAGUCGGCUUAAAAGGUAGAGAGACGUAUUGAAACCACCAGACAGGGAGAGAGAGAGAGAGAAUCAAGUGUGUCAGACCGGGAGCAGCACGCUGUUUGACAGAAGCCGGGUAUUGUUUUCUAAGGAGUGUUGAGUGUUCGAGUAUUUUCAUAUUUAAGGAUGUGUAGUCAGCAGUUGUUCAUAUUUCAGUCAUCUGCAGCUCAGCCUUCUUUUUCACCGGUAACCAAAUGAGGAAACCUCUCUGUUUCCUGCUCAGCUCGCCUCAGUCGAUCAUCUCUGGACUCAGCAUCGCGCAAAAAGAGCAAAAGGCUGCGAACACGCAUCAUGGUCGCCGGUGAGCUCGUGCAGGAGCAUCUGCGCGCGGGUACCGGCGCACCUGACGACAUCACGGUCGGCAGGAAGGAGCCAGAGGACGAGGAACGGCCAAACGAAGCGGUGCACGCGGGCGGGGCCGGGGAGACAAUCUCAAAGCGCGCGCAGGAGCUGGAGGAGGACAAGGAAGCUCCGCCUGAUGAAAGAGAGGUGAUGCUACCUAACGGAGGAGGAGGAGGAGAAGGCGAGGAGGAGGAAGAGAAAAGGCUGGAGACCAGGGUGUACGCCCGCCGGUUCGCCGUGCUGGCCGUUUUCAGCCUGUACUCCCUCGUGAACGCCUUCCAGUGGAUCCAGUACAGCAUUAUCACCAACGUGUUCACGCAGUACUACGGGGUGACCAACGACAAGGUGGACUGGCUCUCCAUCGUCUACAUGGUGGCCUACGUGCCGCUCAUCUUCCCCGCCACCUGGCUGCUGGACCGAAAGGGUCUGCGCUUAACGGCCCUGCUGGGCGCCGGCCUCAACUGCGCCGGCGCCUGGCUGAAAUGCGCGAGCGUGAACCCCCAGCUGUUCGCAGUCACCGUCACCGCGCAGGUCAUCUGCUCCGUGGCGCAGGUGUUCAUCCUCGGCCUGCCUUCCCGCGUGGCUUCGGUGUGGUUCGGACCCCGAGAGGUUUCCACUGCGUGCGCCACGGCAGUGCUCGGAAAUCAGUUGGGGGCAGCCAUUGGCUUCUUGUUGCCUCCUGUUUUGGUUCCUAACACCCCUGAUAAUGUUGAACUCACAGGUCACAACAUCAUGAUUAUGUUCUACGGUACAGCUGCCGUCUCCACGGUCCUCUUCGUCCUGGCAGUGAUAGUCAUAAAAGACAGACCUCCUCUCCCUCCCAGUCAAGCACAGGCUGUCUUACCAGACUCCCCUCCUGAAGAUUACUCUUACAAACAGUCCAUCCUCAACCUGGUGAAGAAUAAAGCCUUUGUCCUGCUCCUCAUCACCUAUGGUAUAAUGACUGGCUCCUUCUACUCUGUCUCAACACUUCUCAACCAGAUGAUCAUGGCCUGUUAUGAGAACCAGGAGUUGAAUGCUGGUAGAAUCGGUUUGACUUUGGUUGUUGCUGGGAUGGUUGGAUCUAUCCUCUGUGGCCUUUGGCUGGACCGCACAAAGUUGUACAAGAUCACCACACUGAUCGUGUACAUCCUGUCGUUUGUGGGCAUGUUGGUCUUCACCUUCACUCUGGACCUCAAAAACAUCCACUUGGUCUUUGUCACUGCUGGAGUCCUGGGGUUCUUCAUGACAGGUUACUUGCCACUGGGCUUUGAGUUUGGAGUGGAGAUCACCUACCCUGAGUCUGAGGGAACAUCAUCAGGACUCCUCAAUGCCUUUGCUCAGAUAUUUGGGAUUAUUUUCACUCUGAUUCAGGGAAAACUGACCACAGACCAUGGCCCACUGUCUGGAAAUCUCUUUCUCUGUGCCUGGAUCUUCCUGGGAAUAAUUCUUACAGCCUUAAUCAAAUCAGAACUGAAAAGACACAAUGUGAACAUGGGAGCAGACAGCAAUCACCUGAAAGCGCUUACUACUGAUUGUCCUGGAGACUGCCCUUCAGAAAAGAAAUCCAAUGGAGCCAAGAUGGAGCCCUCAGUCAGCUUCUCUCGUGAAACCUCACUGUGACCUGCCAAGUCACACAAUCACAAACAAGUGAGACUAUCUCCCUGCUCCCGUGGGAAACAAGUUGGCAUCAAAUACCUACAGCAGUACCUGCUUUUUGUUGCCAAAAAUCUCCUCCUUAAAACUUGGAAAGUUGAAGGUGCCGGGCGUGAGCCAGGUCUAAUUAAAGACAGCCACAACCUACAGGUGAUUUAGGACAGGUGUCUCAUGGAUGGGAUUGGUUAAUGUUGUAACCAAGCUGCCUGACUCCUUUCAAAGCUCCUGGAAAGAUUGUUGUACACUGACAUGCAGAAGACACUCCAUUGCACUUUACUUGGCUGUAGGUAAAGGCUGGCACUCUUAGCUGGUUAGUGAAGGAAAACUGGCUGGACCCCCCCCCCCGCCAGUCCCAGACAACUGUGACACUGGUUCCUGUAACACUGCAAGAGAAAGCGAGCAGAGCAAUCUUGUUCAGUUUUAUACUGCCACAGAUGUUAGGCCACCAUUUCCUGAGUUUACUUGAAUUAUUCUUUGAAGCUCUACUCUAGAUGUGAAUCUCACUGUAAAUAUCUAUUAAAUUUUUUUACAUGGCAGUAAUCAAAAGGUCCUUUGACUCAGAUUAACUCCUGGAAUCUGUUUCAAACCUGCUUCAGCAAAGAACAUGUUUACUGUUUUCUAUAAAGCAGCAUGAAUUGACUGUAUAUAAAGGAUGGAUGUAGGCACUGUGACAUCACCAACCCACAGUUUGAAACCUCAGCAUUAGCAAUUUGGAAGCUGCCACGCUGUGUUUCUUUUGGAGUCAGAAGUGACCAUAUUUAGAUGAGAGGGUGGGGUGCUAGCUAGGGCUCAGCUAACUUUCGUUAGCAAACUGCAUCCAUAAAGUGCACAGGUCCACAAACACUGAUCCUAAAUAGUUCCAAGUAAAAGACUUCAAAUUAUGAAAAUAAUAAUGAAUAUUUAAGCUUCACGGACAGCUUGGAUGGGCUUUUCCACACAGACAGCCAUUAACCUGUUAGCAGUCGGACGUACCGCCCACGGUACAUUGGAUGGUUUAGGGGACUAAUUGUAAAUUUGUAGGACUGCUAAGGGGUUAAAAGUCUUUCACAAAGCAUCGGCACAAUGGAGACGUCAAUUUAAGGAAGUUGGUUUAAAAGAUUCAGUUCAAUGACAUUUUAUUUAUACAGCGCUAAAUCACAACAACAGUCGCCUCAAGGCGCUUUAUAUUAUGAGGUAGACCCUAAAUUUAUACAUACAAAGCGAAACCCAACAAUCAUAUGACCCUCUAUG